AUGUGGGGUUCACCUCGCAAACCCAAGGCCGCCCAAGUGCGCCCCUCCUCGUCCGUGAGCGACGGCGGCUACACCAGCAUCGAUCUGAACUCCAUCGCCAAUGGGGACGUCCGCGAGAUCCUCUCGGCGCUGUGUCCCGGGGGCCAGACUCUGACUGCGCAGCAGCUGCAGCAGGCGAAAAUGCUCGCAGCAGCUGCCCGUAGCGGCGGAAUCUUGAUCAGCCAGCUUCCGGAGACCAUCCAGGGCGAGGCCAAGGUUCUCGACCUCGACGGCAGCAACGUCCUCGACAGUCACGAGGUGUCCGAGGCCGUCCGUGCGCUGAUCAAGGCGCGCAGGGAGCGCCGCAUCCUCAUGCGGGUGGUGCUCGGUCUCGCCGUUUUCUCCCUCUUCUUCCUGGGCUCCAUCGUGGGCCUCGUGUGGGCCGUCUUCACGCUGGCGCAGGACACCAAGGUCGACUCCGGCGUGAUGGUCGACAAGGACAGCGGCGCGCCCGUGCAGGUCUCCUCGACGGAGACGACGACCACCGCCUCGGGCGCGCUCGUGAGCCGCACCACGGGCGGCCCCGUCAAGGUCUCGGCCAGUCUGACCGAGGCCACGCUCUCCUCCACCAUCCCCGACGAGAUCCUCAUGGAGAUGCGCUUCCUGAAGCUCAGCGGCGCCACGGGCGUGAUGAACGUGGCCGUCAACGCCGCGACGCGCGUGCAGACGGAGCGGUCCCGCCACGGCUCCAUCGUCGUGCUGCACACGGCGCUCGGCAGCAUCCGGCUCGACGGCACCGCCCUCAGCCCCGACGCCACCGCCGCGGAAGCCCUGCAGUCCAUCGGGUUCUUCGCGCCCAGGUCGGGCCGCCGCGGCCGCGCCCUGAAGCAGAUUGGCCUCGUGGCGGGGCUCUUCAACUACGUGCUCGAAGACCAGCUGGCGUCGAUGUUUGCCGGCAACUCCACCGCCGACGAUCGGCCCGACGUGCCCGUGCCCGAGUUCCCCGAGGAGUACACCGCCAACGCGACGAUCUACCACCCCUGCGACGGGAUCGACAAGGAGGGCAACCCCAUCAACAAGUGCCGCUCUUGUACCCCCGUGUUCGACCCUGACGUUGCGCCGAACGGGACAUUCGUCGAGCACUGCGUCGAGUCGCCCGUGGUGGUGACGUUUCGCGGGAAGCAGUACGUGCCCGUGCGUGAGUGGACCGUGUCGCUCGACGAGCGCGCCUACACGCACCGCACCAUCCCUGCCGCGGUCAACCAGACCGAGCACGAGAUCUGGGACUACGAGAACGCCACGCAGUACCGCUGGCAGUCGGUCGACGUCGACGUCGGCUUCCCCCGCUACCUGCACUGCGGCUCCAAUCCCGCCCUACCCCUGCAUCUGAUGGGCGUCGCGUACAACGCCUCCUGGACCGUCGAGGAAGUGAGCGCGGGCGCGAAUGGCGGCACCGAGUGGCGCAUGCGCGGGCACCUCACGAUUCGCGAGGACGUCGUCGAGGCCCUCAGUGGCCAGGUCGACACCAACGGCGCGCCAAUGUCGCUCGUCCCCGAGAUCAACGUCGACGUCGUCGUCGACGACGAAGGCAUGGUGACUGAGAUGUACAACGACAUCACCAAUACCAUCACCGUCUUCGACAACAUCGCGACCAUCCCGGAGCACCAGGUCGAGGCGCUCAAGCAGCAGUACCUGACGCACUACCCCACGGACCCUGCAACGCAGUGCGGCGGGCGUGACGCCCCGCAGCCGCCGCUCCCGACGGGGCUCGCUCGGUCCGAGACCGCGUCGCCGGAAGACAUUCCCGUGCCGUACGAGGAGGUCGUGCCGAGGAUCCGCAGCGUGUACGGCGUGCUCAACCAGCCGCUGCUCUCUUUCUCCCCCGAGUUCGCCUUGUAUCAGGCCAUACAGCUCCGCAUCCAGUACACCAACACGACGGACGGUGACGCCACGGGCCGCCGUGCGCUGGUCGACGCGCUGGUGGAGACGGAAGCCUUCCAGACGCGCAUGCGCCGCCGUCUGACGGUCGGUGAGGAGGUGCGCGCGGCCGUGGACGAGUACGUGGCCGCCGAGGAUCUCACGAGCGCCGUGCGGGCCUACCGCCGCGUGAUGGCGAGCCUCGACGGGGAGUACGAGGUGACGUUCGGCGAGGACGACGGGCCCGCGGGGCAGCCGGGCGCGACUCGCCGGGCCCUGGAGUUCUUGGACACAGUGCCCGAGGAGGAAUUGUCGCACAUCGAGGCGGCACUGCGGGGCGGGCGGCGGCACCGCGCGCUCGAGGAGCUGGCGGGUGAGGACGGUGCGCUCGUCGCGGAGGGCGCGACGCUGCUCGUUGGAAAGCCGGGCGAGGCCCCCCAAAGGCGCGUGCUUCAGUGCGGGUUUCCCAUCGAAGUCGAUUGGAAGGUCUUCACACUGUCGUUCUUGGAAGACAGGUGCUACGACGGCUGGAUCGGCAGCAUCGGAUACACGUUCUCGGUUUCCUCCGACAUCGUGCCCAAACUCCCCGUGUGCGCGAUCACGGGCUCGCUUACAGUCUUCAUCACGGCACCUGACAGCCCUGAUGGCACAACCAUCGGAGCGGCGGGUGACAUCAAUCUGUCGUGUGGGCCGGCAGCCAUUUUGAGGAAGGCGGGGGCCAAGGGGGUGUGGCUCGAGGUCGUUGACGAAUUGGUCAGGUUCGAGGCCGGCAUCACGGCCAAACUCGCCAUGGGCAGCUCAGUCGCAAUCUGGAACCCACUCGACUUUGGAGUUUCGCUCGCUCCCUUCGUGCUCGAGCAGCAGCUCGAGAUGCAGGCGUACCUCAAUGUCAAUUUUGGCCUUCCACGCGUCACCUCUCAAAUGACGGCCUUUGUGGAGUGGUGGGCGCCCAUUGCGGGGUACGGUCGCGAGGAGUACGUCGUUCCAAUGGGGAGUGUCAUCGACGACAGUCGCCAGUUUGCCUACUUCACCGUCGCGGGCUUCAAUGCAUAUAGUUGCAAGGACACGCAGUGGCCCUCCUUGCCUUUUUGA
Molecule: messenger RNA, 2988 nt
Organism: Pedinophyceae sp. YPF-701
Lineage: Eukaryota; Viridiplantae; Chlorophyta; Pedinophyceae
Source: the annotation of a GenBank genome assembly